Stomoxys calcitrans (stable fly) is the source of this 1461-nucleotide messenger RNA. RefSeq lists its product as uncharacterized. The coding region runs from base 523 to 1461 and encodes 312 amino acids. Lineage: Eukaryota; Metazoa; Arthropoda; Insecta; Diptera; Muscidae. The transcript has 3 exons. The record is from RefSeq and is a predicted model, not a curated record.
CUACUUAAAUCUAUGAAUUGUGCUAUCUAAACCUAAAUAUUUGCUACUUAAACACUACGAUCUACUUAUAACUAAUGAAUUUAAAUAACAUAGAAAAGAACAUCACAAUAAACAAUCACCACCACAUUUGAAUUUUAAACAUAAAACUUCCUAUGUUUUAUUUCGGAAGGCAAAACCCUUAGUUUGACCCCAAACAUUUGGUCCUUCGAACCGGAUAAGUGGUUUUUUUAAAUAAUUAAAAAACCAAAAAUCAAAAAAAUUUUUCUGUUUUGUGCCCAAAAAUAAUUCAUUUUCAUUUCAAAAAACCCAGUGACCGAAACACAAAAAAAUUCGCAACAACAAAAGUGCAGUGACCCAACAAUUAAAAGCAAAUGAAAUAGAGAAAAGUGCGAAAAAAGGACUCUAACGACACAAAGCUACAAAAAUUGCAAAAGGCGCCAACACACAAUUCUGGACCCAAGCCAAGCGCCCACCUACACACACACACACAUACACACACAUCAAAAAAGAAGCUUCAAAAUAAUGGCCGGAUAUUUACCUCGCCCAGAGUCCCCACGACCCGCCAGACCCACACGCCCUCGCUUCGACCCACGGGAACCCAGGUAUCGCCCCGCAUCUUGGCAGUAUGCCUGUGGCCUCUGCCAGGAGGACCACGCCAUACGGUCAUGCCCGCGGUUCCGGCAAAUGACACCGUAUCAGAGAUACGAGACAGUUGAGAGACGGAGUUACUGUCGGAACUGUCUGGCGCGCAGCCAUCUGGCCCCAGACUGCCCCGUGGUCACUGCCUGCCGAACAUGCGACUACCGCCAUCACACAAUGCUGCAUGGAGCCCCACAGCUUAGGGAGACAUAUGGCAGCUACAGCCCGCCCCCAAUGGAGAUUGCCAACCCACGGCAACUUGCAAUCGAACCAGCCAACCAGAUGCCCAUCGUCCAAGGCCCUCCCCCGGUCGAGAUACCUUACAGCCGGGCCACUGUUUUUGUACCCACGGCGAUGGUGGAAUUGGCACCCGAGGAGCAGGACGAUUGGGCUGGGGUACGGGUACUUUUGUGCCAGGCAUCGACCAUCACCCGAAUCGCGGCAGCCACAGUAACUCGCCUGGGGAUACCAACGAGAGAGCGCAGAGGGCACCGUCUGGCAACAAUAAGACUUCGGUCAAGGCAUGCGUCGAGGAGGACCAUGUAUACCAUCCGGGCAGUGGUGACCCGGGAUUUGCCGCGACGACCCUAUUCAGAUCCCAUCAUUCCCGACCCCACAAGCAGCCUAAGAUCCCUUUCUUUGGCAGAUGCUGACCCUAGGGGCAACGAACCAAUCGAUGUAGAGGUAGGGGCCGAUGCCUACGCCAACCUCCGGAGGAGUGGUGUUGUACAACCCGGAUUGGGAGCCGUCUUCGCCCAGGAGACAGAUUGGGGAUACGUGUUCGUCGGCCCAGUCACCUCACAGGCAAGAAACCAAAAUUAA